AUGAAAUUUCUGGAUAAAAUCACAUUAAAACGGAUAUAUCUGUUGCCUUUCAACGAUUUAGUAGGAGAAAUAUUUUCUUCGAGAAUAAAAAUUCCGAAUGCAGUCAAUAACGUAUCGAUCCACAAAAUUAAUUAUGAUAAUUAUAAAAAUUACAAUGGUAUGAAUUCAGCGAAUGUUCCUGCUUACUUCAUCAUCAUUCUGCUAUGUCUAACGCCUGAAGACGAUCACUCAUUGCAUUCAAAACUUUUCAACACCUCUUGCAAGCAUUUAGCAAUGACUUUAUUCAGAACAAAGCACGAAAGCAUCAAAGAAAAAAAGCUUACUUUAGCGAUGGGAUUCGGCAAAAAUCGAUAA
Molecule: messenger RNA, 354 nt
Organism: Clunio marinus
Lineage: Eukaryota; Metazoa; Arthropoda; Insecta; Diptera; Chironomidae
Source: the annotation of a GenBank genome assembly